Molecule: messenger RNA, 450 nt
Organism: Parastagonospora nodorum SN15
Lineage: Eukaryota; Fungi; Ascomycota; Dothideomycetes; Pleosporales; Phaeosphaeriaceae
Exons: 1
Coding region: 1-450 (149 amino acids)
Source: RefSeq, a predicted model, not a curated record
AUGGCUGCAACACCAAGUCGCCAGCCGGAUGGCUUAAUUCCGAAGCUGGAUGAUUUCCUAUCAGCGCACCCCGAGAUCCAAAUCGGCCGAACCGCCCUUGAAAGUCUUCAGUCCGCUUAUGAUGGCAAAGACUCAUUUUCCAUCAUCAACAAACCCUUCGGAAACAUGGUGCUUUACCAAGAGUUCGAUGCCGAUACACGAGAGCGCAUAUACGUGGUUGCAUUGGUCGACGAUCCGAAGGGCCUUGAGUAUUAUCACAGAGAAUGCGGCGAAACAUCUGAAGGAGACACUUGCGAUUGUGCAAAAGACAAUGGACCAGAGCAUUUGGUCUAUGAGCGUAUCGUAGAAUACAAAGCUGCAGAUUGCAAGAAGCACAAGGAUGAUCCGGAGCCAGACCCUGACUGUUCUGCGUGUUGGCCAGUCUUGUGCGGAAGCAAAUGUACUCCGUGA